Molecule: messenger RNA, 1515 nt
Organism: Colletotrichum phormii
Lineage: Eukaryota; Fungi; Ascomycota; Sordariomycetes; Glomerellales; Glomerellaceae
Exons: 2
Coding region: 1-1515 (504 amino acids)
Source: RefSeq, a predicted model, not a curated record
AUGGCGGCGCCGUUUCUCCACGCGCUACCGACGGACUUUGGUUCCGAGUCAAGCGGACUUAACCCCCCCCGCCCGACUGUCACUGCCUCGCCAGCAUCGUCCAUCUGGAGAGAUCUCCCCGAAGCUGUCUUUCGCCAACAUGUGGUAUCGUUGGAGAAGCUGACCAAUGCUGUUCCUGUCGACGCUGAAUCGUUCCCGCUGCCAUCCUAUUCAACAGCUUCUUCAGAUGGCAAUGCGGAAGCACGUGUUAAAGUGCUUGCAGAUGUGUCCCCAGUGGCGAUCGUAACGGAUGUCUCGCACAGAGAGGGCGCCGACCAAGUCCAGCAUUCCCGUUCUCGCCUGCUGACAAUUGCCACGGAGCAACGUCUGGCAGACGAUAUUGCCUACUUGAUUGCUGUUGGCGAGGGAGCACAGUCCGUUGCUGCCGCCACUGUCCAAGAAAGUCGGAUACAACUCGACGCUACAACUGGAGGUCCCGAUGGAGGCUCCAGUCAAGAUCAACAAACACUCCCAGCAAGUCUCAAGGUCACCAUAGCCUCCGCAGACGCGAUCGAGCCCGAAUCCCAGGCUUUCCUACGCUCUGUUUUCCAAAUCCUCUCUACCCCGCUGCCUGCCAAGCCCUUACAUAGCCUCUUGGACUUGGUCAUCCGGCAUCACCAAACCCGCCUUCUCAACCGGCUUCGAUCCGCAAAAUGGAAGAAGCCAAUCUAUCUCUCCCGCACUCACAAAAAACCCCUGUAUGCCGACUUCGCCAACCUCAUACACCGUGCACAAUUUCUCUACUCCAAGAAAGAAUCAGCCACGCGGGCAGCGCUAGAGUGUAAACUCUCGGAGAUGGCCGCCCUGCUAGAAGCUUUCGAGACAGACCCAGACGACCACGGGAAGCUGGUCGAGAUCGCGCAGUCUAGUUACCAACUUUGCGCGUCCACCCUGGUUGCGAACUAUCUAGAACGCUUGCAAGCUAUCAGGGCAACAGCUCAAAUCCAGGCUUGUCUCAAAACCCUGCGUCAGCUAGAAAAGAUCGCAGCUUACUAUCGCAUCUGUCAAACUUUGACUAGUUUGUCCCACUCACACCCCAUGAUCUUCAACAGCGCUGAACUCGUUUUCUUACCUCCCUACGAGGCAGUGCCGCUUGCUCUCGCCUACCAGCCGUGGGCAAAAUCUACUCACGUGCACGCAGAAGUCAUUCUGUCCGUACAUCACGACUUGGAAAAGCCUGAAAGUUCUUGGCACAAGCCAAGAUGUCUCGGCGCCUCCAAGUACUUUUGCUACCUCUGCUUCUUGUUCAUCCGACAUCAUGGGACCUAUUUCGCGGCUAAUACGCACGGGGCCUGCUAUGACCAAUGGACUAUCCCAGACCUUGCGGACUAUCCUGAGUCCCUCAUAGACCACUACAGGAAAGUUGUGCGAGCGAUGGACGAGGAAGUUCAACAUCAAACGCAUGGCGCGACGUGGAGGCCGGAGCCGAUGACGAGCCGAGAGAACUUGAUAGGACUAAUAGAUGGAUUGAUUUGA